Messenger RNA from Pyrenophora tritici-repentis Pt-1C-BFP, 1125 nucleotides. RefSeq names its product MhpC, hydrolase or acyltransferase (alpha-beta hydrolase superfamily). NCBI's taxonomy places the organism in Eukaryota, Fungi, Ascomycota, Dothideomycetes, Pleosporales, Pleosporaceae. The record is from RefSeq and is a predicted model, not a curated record.
AUGGGCCACCCAUCUGCCGGCAAAGUCAAGCCACAUAAAGUGAAUGCAGCCCGGUACUGCAAGCCACAUCAUGGUAGCAGCGAUACCAUCCAGCUUCUGUCCCAUGGUAUUGGAUUCGACAAGACCUAUUGGGAUCUGGAGUUCGACAACUACGCUUAUAGCUAUGUGAAUACCGCUCUCAAAGCAGGCUAUAGCACGCUCGCCAUUGAUCGACUGGGCAUUGGACUGUCGUCUCACGGAGACCCGCUCAACGAAAUUCAGGCUCAAUCUGAAGUCGAAGCUCUCAAUGAAGUGACUCUCAUGUUGCGCAACGGCAAAAUCCCAGAAAUCGGUCGGCCAUACAAAAAGGUUGUCCAUGUUGGCCACUCGUUUGGCUCGGUCCAGACAUUCUGGCUUUCCGCCCUCUACCCGAAGAACACGGACGGUAUCAUUCUCACUGGAUUUGGCGGGGCUUCGCAAUAUCUCGCAUACGUCAUCGCUGGCUGGAAUCUGCACAGUGCUCGCCUGAACCAGCCUCUGCGUCUCGGCAAUGCCUCAAGCCACGGCCUUCGAGCCGAAGUGGCAAAAGGAAUAAUCGAAAGCUUCAAGGUUGCAUUCAAGGUUUCUGGUGUACAUCUCAGUUCAAACGAAUUGUGGAAUGUGCUUGCGACUACUGAGGUGAUGGACUUGGUCACCGGUUAUAACGCGACCGACGUCUCAUACAACUACCCCAGUGGUUACAUAGCCUCUUCCGACCUUACUUCCCUACAAUACGCAUUCUUAUAUCCUGGUCACUACGACAUUGGGCUAGCCAUCGAAGGCGAGAGAACAAAGCACCCUCUCACCAUUGGCGAGCUCUUGACGAUCGGAAGUGGACCUAAAUCGUCAUGCUUCACUGGACCGGUCCUUGUUGUCACCGGCGAGAACGACGUACCAUUCUGUGGAGGCAACUGUUACGCCGGGAUUAAGGGUACCGGUUUAUCCAACCUCCCCGAGGCUGCUAAACAGGCAUUCCCGUCCGCUUCGGUGUUCAAAUCGCACAUUCAGCCCAUGACUGGCCAUGGCAAUAACUUCCAUUUCAACGCUACGGCUGGCUACAAGGUGAUGCAGAACUUCUUAGCUGAAAAUAAUCUUGCCGCGUAUUAG